GCUUUGUAUCCAUUGAUCACCUGCCUGUUGUGUGUCAGUCAGAAACAGUUUUUUUAAAUAACUGGCACGUUUUCCUGCAGAACUGUUUGUCACAUCUAAAGAUGCCAUCUAACAACAGUAUCAGAAAACAAAUAGAAACACUGCAGAAUAAAGAUCCUAAAAUGUCCCGAGUUGCACUGGAAUCUUUGUAUAGGUUGUUGUGGGUUUAUGUUAUUAGAAUAAAAUGUGAAAGCAACACUGUAACUCAAAGUCGUCUCAUGAGCAUUGUAUCAGCACUUUUUCCGAAAGGAUCACGUAGUGUGGUCCCACGAGACACACCUCUGAAUAUAUUUGUGAAGAUUAUUCAGUUCAUUGCUCAGGAACGCUUGGAUUUUGCAAUGAAAGAAAUAAUAUUUGAUCUUCUUAGUGUUGGAAAAUCACCUAAAACCUUCACAAUUAAUCCAGAGAGGAUGAAUAUAGGCCUCAGAGUCUUCCUUGUCAUAGCAGAUAGUUUGCAGCAGAAAGAUGGUGAACCACCAAUGCCAACGACAGGAGUUGUUCUUCCCUCAGGAAAUACUCUGCGUGUGAAGAAAAUUUUUCUUAAUAAAACACUGACAGAUGAGGAAGCAAAAGUUAUAGGAAUGUCAAUAUACUAUCCUCAAGUCAGAAAAGCUCUGGACAGCAUUCUUAGGCAUUUGGACAAAGAAGUUGGAAGGCCCAUGUGCAUGACUAGCGUGCAGAUGUCCAAUAAAGAACCUGAAGACAUGAUUACAGGUGAAAGAAAACCUAAGAUAGAUUUAUUCAGAACUUGUAUUGCUGCUAUUCCAAGAUUGAUUCCAGAUGGUAUGAGCAGGACUGACCUCAUUGAAUUGCUUGCAAGGCUGACAAUUCAUAUGGAUGAAGAACUCCGUGCCUUGGCUUUCAAUACACUCCAAGCAUUAAUGCUUGAUUUUCCAGAUUGGCGAGAAGAUGUUCUUUCAGGAUUUGUGUAUUUUAUUGUGCGUGAAGUGACUGACAUCCACCCAACGCUUCUUGACAAUGCAGUAAAAAUGUUAGUGCAGCUCAUAAAUCAGUGGAAACAAGCAGCCCAAAUGCAUAAUAAAGCCCAAGAUUCUCAGCGUGGUGUCUCCAGUGGGGCUGCCCAUACCCUUCCUCUGGAGAGGACCCUUUAUUCCAACGUAUUUCAUGUGGUGGAAGGCUUUGCUUUGGUCAUUCUUUGCAGCACAAGGCCUGCAACGAGAAGAUUAGCGGUCAGCGUGCUUAGAGAAAUAAGGGCCUUGUUCACACUUCUAGAAAUUUCUAAGAGUGAUGAUGAAUUGGCUAUAGAUGUAAUGGACAGACAAAGUGCUUCUAUCCUGGAGAGUUUCAUACAUCUUACUGGUGCUGAUCAGACUACUUUACUAUACUGUCCCAGUUCAGUGGAUUUACAGACUUUGGCUGACUGGAGUUCCUCUCCAAUCAGCCACCAGUUUGAUGUGGUCAGUCCAUCACAUAUAUGGAUAUUUGCACAUGUGACUCAAGGCCAAGAUCCGUGGAUUAUAAGCCUUUCAAGUUUUAUGAAGCAGGAAAAUCUUCCAAAACACUGCCCAACAGCUGUAAGCUAUGCUUGGAUGUUUGCUUAUACCAGACUCCAGAUGCUGUCUCCACAAGUGGAUAUAAACAGCCCUAUCAAUGCAAAGAAAGUAAAUACAACUACAAGCAGUGACUCCUACAUUGGGCUCUGGAGAAAUUACCUGAUUCUUUGCUGCAGUGCAGCGUCUUCUUCAAGCUCCUCUACUUCCACUGGCUCUGUGAGAUGUUCCCCUCCUGAGACGCUGGCGUCUACCCCUGACAGUGGUUACAGCAUCGAUUCAAGAAUCAUUGGCAUUCCAUCCCCUUCUUCCUUGUUUAAGCACAUAGUUCCAAUGAUGCGCUCUGAGAGCAUGGAAAUUACAGAAUCCCUUGUGCUGGGACUUGGCAGGACCAACCCAGGAGCUUUUAGGUAAUUGCUGUGUUUCAUCUGGU
Messenger RNA from Meleagris gallopavo (turkey), 1983 nucleotides. The record is from RefSeq and is a predicted model, not a curated record. Lineage: Eukaryota; Metazoa; Chordata; Aves; Galliformes; Phasianidae.